This is a messenger RNA of Mirounga angustirostris (Northern elephant seal), 3041 nucleotides long. It is a transcript of the gene CDC42SE1, whose product is annotated as CDC42 small effector 1. NCBI's taxonomy places the organism in Eukaryota, Metazoa, Chordata, Mammalia, Carnivora, Phocidae. Gene Ontology annotation, cellular component: plasma membrane. The coding region runs from base 480 to 719 and encodes 79 amino acids. Gene Ontology annotation, molecular function: small GTPase binding. Gene Ontology annotation, biological process: regulation of Rho protein signal transduction. The record is from RefSeq and is a predicted model, not a curated record. The transcript is spliced from 6 exons.
CCGCCCUCGGCUCCCCUGCCGCGCCGUGCCGCGGAGCCAGCCCGGGAAGCCCACACUGGCGGGCCCGGAGCGGGAGCCCCCCCGCGCAGCCGCAGCCGCGCCCGCUGCAGCCGUACGCCUCGAUGCCGGAGCACGGCAGCUGCUUCUUGUGAAGGCUUGUCGGGCAGCGGGUUGGAGGCCUUGGGGCUGAAGGCAGCGGGACCGGGAAAACCGGUUUCAGAGUUCUGCGUCUGAGGAAGACAUAACCUCGUGCCCGCCUGCGCACCCUCACCAGCCCUGCUAGCCCCUCAGGGUCCGAGACGCUGACCCUCCCCGCCCAGCCAAGGGUACCUUGGACUCUGCUGUCCCCAGACCCGUGCAGCUGAGCAGACCAGGCGGCCAUUACACCUGAGGGGACUGAGGAGUGGGCAGUCAAGGCACCAGAGCAAGAGCCCUCUGGGGCCUCAGGCAGAGGAGUGAAACUGGAACCAUCAGGGAACAUGAGUGAAUUUUGGCACAAACUGGGUUGCUGCGUGGUAGAGAAACCCCAGCCGAAAAAGAAGAGGAGACGAAUUGACCGGACCAUGAUUGGGGAACCAAUGAAUUUUGUCCACCUGACUCACAUUGGCUCUGGGGAGAUGGGGGCCGGAGAUGGACUUGCCAUGACAGGUGCAGUUCAGGAGCAGAUGAGAUCCAAGGGAAACCGAGACAGGCCAUGGAGCAAUUCUAGGGGAUUGUAGCUCCAACAGAAAUGGUUCUGCUGUCUGAAGCCUCUGUUCCAUGUCCAGCCCAGAAGAGAUGCUACCCCCUCCUCGAACCAGUGACCCCAGGGCCCCUCUUUUCCCUCUCUGCCUAUUAGUACCUCAGAAGGCUUGGGGGCUGGACUCCCUCUCUUCCCUCUGGCUCUAGCCCCUCCUGGAGAUGGGCUCAAGGCAGCAGGACUGACCAAGUGACUACUGGUUGGCCAGAGGAGCUCAGCUGAAGCCCUGGACACUCAGAUCUGAGAUAGGAGUUUUCUGGGAACCUGGAAGGCGUUCCCUUCUCCUGAAUGACGGUCUAGGUGCCAUCUGUUUUUAAACUCUUAACCUGGAACUCCUUAAAUGGGGUAGGUGGGUGAGAUUACCAAAGCUGAAGCCGGCUUUGCUGAGAAGCUCCUUACCUCCCUGCCCUUCUCCUUUUUCCUCCUGGAAUGAACUGAAACAGAGGUCAAGCAGGGGAUGGGAGGGUGACCACUGCCUAGUCUCCUCUUUCUCUUUAGAUCUCAGACCUUCAGCUCAUGGUCCCUCGAUAUCUCUCUGCCACUACCAGCUCUUUGUCUAGUAGGCCUCUAACCCUGUUUCUGCAGCACUGUGAGUUCUCCAACAUCUUUUUCUUUUUUAAUUAAAAAUGUAACUUAAGAUGAGUUCUCUUAAUUACCCCCCUCCUUCUACUACCUCUACCUUUAGUCCCAUCCCCAGUAGGAACCUUAUUGUUUCCCAUUGAAUGAGAGCUAAGGUAAGAAGUGGGUCUUAACCUGAUGGUACCCCAUUCAAGUCUUGGGGACCUGGCCUGCCCUCUGCCAAUCUCCCUGCUGGCCCAGGUGAGGAGGAAGAGGGAUCUGGAGAGAAACUCAGAAUGCUGCAAAACUAGGAAGUGUGUCUCAGAGUGGACUUCCUAACCAUUGAGAUUGAGAGGGUAGGUUGAAAACAAUCAUCUGUGAGUUUAGGGAUCUUAAGAUUCUCUCCGCAUGGGAGCAGGGACACCUCUAGAGCAAAGGAUUCUCAACGUAGGCACUUCUGACAUUUGGGUUGGAUAAUUCUUUGUAAUAGGGGACUGUCCUGUGCAUUUUAGGAUGUUCAGUAGUGUAUCUGGCCCACCCUAGUUAGGACAACCAGAAAUGCCCCCAGAUAUUGCCAGAUGUCUCCUAGGAGGCAAAAUCACCCCCAGAUGAGAGCCACUGCUCUAGACUCAAGGUAUUUUUCUUUAAAGUGUUUUCCCCACCCUACCCCCAUCCCAUUAUUCAUCCUAAGCCUGAGCCAUAGAUGAACCAGGCCCUCUUGCAAAGUAGGCUCUAUAGGGCUGCACAUAAUGUCUGAAACAGUCCUUUAUUCAGUGUGUUGCUUGUGCUUGCAUGGGUUCAUGUCCCUGAUGGAUGCGUACUGUGCUUCUCCAUUCUUGUUUGGAGGAGGGGUUCCUGCAGUAUGGAGGCAGGAACAGAGUAUGGCGAGAUUGGGGAAGGGAGAGAGAAAAAGCAGUAGGGUCACAGACACCCAGGUUUAUCCUCUGCAAACUUUAAGCUCUAUUUCUGUGCCCCAGUCCUAGAACCAGACACAAAUAAGACUCAGGGAGUUUUGUCUGAAGACCAGGUCCCACUCCCCACCUGGCUGAAGAGUCUGCGUUAGGUGGGAAAAUAAUGCAGGAGCAGGGUCUUUAGGCAGUUUUUCUUCUCAGGUGUUUUUUCUUCUGGCCCCUCCCUUGCAGGGUGGUUAGGAAGGCGGAACAUGACCAGUGAGCUCCUCCUGCUCUGAGACAGGAUGGGGGUCUCUCAUUAGCUCAGCAACAAGAAGCAUCUUGAUGGUGAGGGGGGUCAGGAAGGUGGGAACUAGGAUCCACUCUGCUGAGUCCACCAUCCAUCAAGUUUGCCCCACCUAUAGUGACACCUUCUAAUUUUGUUCCAAUUUCAGUGUAUUUCCUGCCACUUUUCAGGGUCUAGGGUUGGUCAUACAUUCCCAAUUGACUCUGUUCCAAUCUACCUAGUUGUUCUGAAAGUAGCUCAUCUUGUCCUAAAGUAGCUUAAUAACCUGAGGGCUAUAGUCAAUCUGAAGGGUUCACAGGAUAGGGGAGAAGGAUGGGGGACACAUGGACUCUGGUCACCCCGAUCUUCCGCCUUGUCCUAAUGCCUCUUCUUUGGACACAGUCGUCUUUGGUAUUCUCUUGCCUUUAGCCACCUUUUCUAACGUAUAUGCUACCAUCACUUGAACAAUACUUAAAAAGUGAUGGGAAUGGGUUUGAGAGUCAUAAUUUAUAUUAAAAUGUGUUGGACUUUUAAAUACAUUUUUCAAAUAAAAAAUGUUUAAGCAAAA